ACUGUCCUGUUAGUUUGAGUUAAUUAUUGUGUUGUUUUACUUUAUUUGCCUUAGUUUAUGCAUUAUUGUUGUGCGCUACUAAAUUUUAACAGUAACAAGAGCAAUGGUGUCAGGAUGAACAGAAGCCGAUGCUUGAACUAAAGCUCGUCAGUUCAGUGCUUCAUUUAGUAUCAACACAAGUGGGCAGAUUCAAUGAGCCCACUUGCGGUAAUCGGUCGCUUCAGACGAGGAUGUCCUCGAAGAGAACUCGUCAUCUUCGUCGUUGUGCAGGUGUUGCUGGGGCUGUUGUUCUUUCAUCUCUACGGCGAGCAUUACCUGCCUGAAGUUAUCGAAAAAUUACAACGUAAUUCUCCAUUAGUAGCUUUCGACGCCUCAAGAGUUGACCAACUUGACCAUGAUUCAAAUGAGAAAGAAUAUGAUCACAAAUCAUCCACAUAUAAAACAGCUUCAGAAGGUGACACUGGUUCACACAAGCUGGAUUUGAUGUCAACUUUAACUCUCGUUGAUGUAACCAGCAAAAACAACUUGCCAGCACGGCACAUGGCUGACGAGGAUAAACUUGCAAAUAAGAACAGGGAGCCGAGCGCAGCGCCAGCGUCCGUAUCAGAAAACACUACCGACUUCCAUCUAGAAAAUAGAAGCAAAAUGAUAUUCAACAAUGAACAAACCUACACUUUGAAAGACGAUAACAACCAGUACUUCGUUACGAUGUCUCCCAAACUGAUAUGCUAUGGUGAAGGAACAGAUCUGGAAAAAAUGAAAACGAUAGUUAACGCCAGCUCUUGUUUAUGCAAGCAAAGAUAUUACGGCGCUGAUUGUGGUCUUCCAGAUGCCAUUUGGAACAGCCCUUACGGCCAAACAAACAACCAUGACAACCUUAAAAGAAGACAGGUACCGAGGAGGGUCAUUAACGGGCUGCCACUUCUCAACGAAGUCGCUUUACUCGAAGCUCGGGUCAACGAUCUGGCUGGCGCCGUCGAUCUAUUUCUGCUAGCUGAGUCGAAUUAUUCUGCUCACGGGGAUCCUAAGAAACUGUACAUCAAGCAAAAGUUAGAAGAUGGAUUUUUGCGGGAAUUUCAUCACCAAAUUUUACAUGUUUUUGUAGGUUUCUUUCCCACGCGCGGUAAGACAGACAACUGGUACGCUGAUCAAUAUUUGAGGGUCUACAUGGGCAAAAUGGGCAUCCCUCGGAUAUCUGGAAUCCGCGAUGACGAUCUUUUCAUCUUGAACGACGCUGACGAAAUGCCCUCAAGAGAAGUGGUGAUGUUCCUCAAGCUCUACGACGGAUACACAGAGCCCGUGGCCCUGGCCUUAAGAUGGUCCAUUUACGGUUUCUUCUUCAAAAACUUGGCUGCUGAAAAUGCCGUAACGCGGCUUUUGAAUAACAGGAAAGAACUCACCACCACUGUCAGCGCCGUGGCCACGAUGGGACUCGUUACGAAGGUGCUUGAAAAUGAUCCAUUUAUGAUUCGCGGCAGAUUAACGAACGCAAAAUCUGAGCUUCUUGCUGCGUAUAACAGGCAGUAUCCAGGGCUGGUGAAUUUGUGGACGGCUGGAGGAGUGGACCAUUACUGCGGCUGGCACUGCUCUUGGUGCUUCAGCCCCGAGGGGAUAGUGCUAAAGCUGGACUCGGCCCAGGCUGGUGACAAGCCUCGGUGGGGGGACUACCCCGAGAAACAUGACCUCGCCUACCUUGCCGACCUCAUCAAAUAUGGCGGAUGGUUCGACGGGUCGCACAACACGAAGUUGGUUCCACCUGAUGAAGUUUUUUACGCUCCACCUUUUCUACUUAAGCAUGCCACGCGUUUCCAGUCCAUCCUGAUCCAUCCUGCGCAGAGGGAAACAUUCCCCAAUUCCUCCGCCUUUAUUGACGAUCUCUUGACGAGACAGUAGCUGAAGUGAGAAUUAGACAACCACUUCGCUGUGAUUAGUUCAACUCUGUGAUCUGUAGCUUAAGAGAAACAAAAGACGAACAGUUAGUCUCGUCUUUAUGUCAUGGGUUGACUAGCAGGUGAACCCAGGGCCGUUCGAUAUGUUCCAUGAGCUGUUGAAGGGUCGUUUGAUAUAUGCCAUGAGCUGUUGAAGUAUCGUUUGAUAUUUUUCAUGAGCUGUUGAAGUAUCGUUUGA
Molecule: messenger RNA, 2127 nt
Organism: Hyalella azteca
Lineage: Eukaryota; Metazoa; Arthropoda; Malacostraca; Amphipoda; Hyalellidae
Product: beta-1,4-mannosyl-glycoprotein 4-beta-N-acetylglucosaminyltransferase
Exons: 5
Coding region: 193-1893 (566 amino acids)
Biological process (GO): N-acetylglucosamine metabolic process; protein N-linked glycosylation
Cellular component (GO): membrane
Molecular function (GO): beta-1,4-mannosylglycoprotein 4-beta-N-acetylglucosaminyltransferase activity
Source: RefSeq, a predicted model, not a curated record